UUGACGCAAGGGAAAGCAGAAGAGAAACUAGGAGGAAGGUUUCGUCAUAGGAGCACAUUGGAAAUGGAACCUGAGGUUUCUACUCAUGAGAGAUGGCAAUGCCUCCUAUCUGCCAUCAUGGAAGGGAGUUUACAGAAAGUGAAAUACAUCAUAAGAAAAUUCUUCCCAAAGUCAUACAAGUCACAUAUUCAUUCUUGUUUACCUGACCUAUUUAAAGAAAAUCCUCCUCUCCACCAGGCAGUUUUGACAGCAUCAGAUGAAGUGGUACUAUUACUGAUAGAUAGUGGGUUUGACAUCCAUGGCAGGAACCGCUAUGAUGAAACACCACUACACAUGGCCAGCAGGAAGGGCAGAGACGUGAUAGUAAGUAAGCUGCUGGAGUCUGGAGCUGAUAUAGAUAGUAGAGACUGUGCGAAAAAUACCCCACUGUUUAAUGCUGCUACCUACUCACAUCCUCACAUCGCACAGGUCCUCGUCCAAGCUGGCUGUGACAUCAAUACACAGAAUGAGGAGUUGAUGACACCUUUGGACCAGGCCAUUCUGUAUGACCAACGCGACACCAUCUCCAUCUUACUGAAAGCGGGCUGUGAGGUGAAGAAAACCAAUGGCCAUGUCUACUAUGAGGACCAUUAUGUCAAUUCUGUUGUACAUUCUCUCUGGCAAAAUGGUGACAGCAACAACAUCAAACUUCUGCAGAACUGUGGUUAUGAGAUGAAAUACUCCGACAUGAAAAGGCUGGUUCAGUGGAAAUACCAAGUAGUUCAAGGUGUGGAGAUUCCGGAUACAGAUAAAGCUGUGAUUGAAGAAAUUUUAACCCAGCCCUUGCCUUUAAUGAACUGUUGUAGAAUCUCAGUAAGAGAAGCCUUGUCCAAUGUCCAGAAGAAGUGUACACUGGAAAAGUUAUCCGCCCAGCUGCCUCUUCCCAAAUGUCUGAAAGAUUUUAUAGCUUUCAAAGUGUAAUGUUAUACCAUAAAGGCUAUGCCAUGCUCUUUCCACCCCUUUUAAAGGGACUUAGCUGAUACCAAAAGAUAUUUGUUUGUUAUGUUUUUGUAUACAUAUACUAAAAUUGAUAUGAUUUCUCAGAGUAGGGAGUGACAAGAUUGUAUUUUUAGAAGUGUUUGGUGGAUGAUUAAUUAGAGCUCAUACAUGAUAAAUGUAGUAUUUUUGAGAUGAAUGCUGAAGAUUUUUAAGUUUAAUUACGGUAAUGAAAUUCUUCAAAUCCCAUUACAGAGUUUGCAAGUUACACCCUGUGAAUUCACAUACAUGUAUUUUGUCAUAGAGUAAGAUACCUUGGCUAUGAUAAAUGUACCUGUGCCAUCUCUUAGCCAGUAUGUAACAUAUUACCACAGACUUUGACUUUAUGUAAGUCCGUGAUAUUUCUAACCUUUAUCGUUUUGACAGUUUUACCCCAGUUAGAUCUAGUCUAAUAUUUUAACAAGAUUUGUAUGUUAUUAUUUAAAGAUCAUUACUAAGUCAUUCCAUUGUGGUGGUCUUGUUAUUUUCAUGCUUCAUUUAAUUAUUUUUUUCUGGGGGUGUGUUUUUUUUUUUUUUUUUUUGUUGUUUUUGUUGUUGAGAAUCUAAUCAAUAUUAUUGAUACAUAUUUCUGGUCCUCAUACUUCUCCUAAUAUAACCAGGCUAUGCUCCACUAUACCAAGACUAGCUGCAAGUAGCCAUAGUGAUAAAAAUACAAGGGACUAUCUAAUCAUAUUCUUUCCAGUGGGAAAGGUUUACCCACAAAGGAGAAUUAUGUAGGUAUUUUUAUCUGUAUCUAAAGUGAUUUGUGGCUUUAAAUAUUUACAGUGAUAAAACAUACGAUCAAAACCCAAACCAAUCCCAGCUUCCAUUGGCUGAUGGAAUGUAACAAAGGGAAAUAACUUUGGUGGAUCAGAAUAUAAACCAAAGGAUGUGUGUUGUUAGAAUAAUUGCUACCUAAAAUGGCUGCUGAAUUCCAGUAUAAUAGAGCUCAGCCCUGGAAGACAGUAAUGAUACCAAGGUCCAAAACAGUCUAUACAAUUAACGGUUCAUUGAAAAUGUUUCGGUAAUCUUGACCAUGAAAAUUUUCAUCAUUAAAUCAUUUUAACUGUUGUUUUGGGGCUACCAUCAACAUUAUAAUAUUAUAACCUGCAAUACAUGACUAACCAUCCAAUCGGUCUGGAUGUCAAAUCAAGACAUGUUACCAGAUGUAAAUAAAAGCCAAGUGAGUGUUUGUACGUGUCUACCUACAUAAGAGGGUCCCAGUGGCCAUAAGUGUUUUGUAUGUGUCUACCUACAUACGAGGUUCCCAGUGGCUGUAAGAGUUUGUACGUGUCUACCUACAUACGAGGGUCCCAGUGGCUGUAAGUGUUUGUACGUGUCUACCUACAUAAGAGGGUCCCAGUGGCCGUAAGUGUUUGUACGUGUCUACCUACAUAAGAGGGUCCCAGUGGUCGUAAGUGUUUGUAUGUGUCUACCUACAUACGAGGGUCCCAGUGGCUGUAAGAGUUUGUACGUGUCUACCUACAUACGAGGGUCCCAGUGGCUGUAAGUGUUUUGUACAUGUCUACCUACAUAAGAGGGUCCCAGUGGCCGUAAGAGUUUGUACAUGUCUACCUACAUAAGAGGUUCCCAGUGGCCGUAAGUGUUUGUAUGUGUCUACCUACAUACGAGGGUCCCAGUGGCUGUAAGUGUUUGUACAUGUCUACCUACAUAAGAGGUUCCCAGUGGCCGUAAGUGUUUGUACGUGUCUACCUACAUUAGAGGAUCCCAGUGGCCGUAAGUGUUUGUACGUGUCUACCUACAUAAGAGGUUCCCAGUGGCCGUAAGUGUUUGUACGUGUCUACCUACAUACGAGGGUCCCAGUGGCCGUAAGUGUUUGUACGUGUCUACCUACAUAAGAGGGUCCCAGUGGUCGUAAGUGUUUGUACGUGUCUACCUACAUACGAGGGUCCCAGUGGCCGUAAGUGUUUGUACGUGUCUACCUACAUAAGAGGGUCCCAGUGGUCGUAAGUGUUUGUACAUGUCUACCUAUAUAAAAGGGUCCCAGUGGCCGUAAGUGUUUUUACAUGUCUACCUACAUAAGAGGGUCCCAGUGGCCGUAAGUGUUUGUACAUGUCUACCUACAUAAGAGGGUCCCAGUGGCCGUAAGUGUUUUUACAUGUCUACCUACAUAAGAGGGUCCCAGUGGCUGUAAGUGUUUGUACGUGUCUACCUAUAUAAGAGGGUCCUAGUUGCCAUAAGUGUUUGUACGUGUCUACCUACAUAAGAGGGCCCCAGUGGCCGUAAGUGUUUUUACAUGUCUACCUACAUAAGAGGGUCCCAGUGGCCGUAAGUGUUUGUACAUGUCUACCUACAUAAGAGGGUCCCAGUGGCCGUAAGUGUUUUUACAUGUCUACCUACAUAAGAGGGUCCCAGUGGCUGUAAGUGUUUGUACGUGUCUACCUAUAUAAGAGGGUCCUAGUUGCCAUAAGUGUUUGUACGUGUCUACCUACAUACGAGGGUCCCAGUGGCCGUAAGUGUUUUUACAUGUCUACCUACAUAAGAGGAUCCCAGUGGCUGUAAGUGUUUGUACGUGUCUACCUACAUAAGAGGUUCCCAGUGGCCGUAAGUGUUUUUACAUGUCUACCUACAUAAGAGGAUCCCAGUGGCCGUAAGUGUUUUUACAUGUCUACCUACAUAAGAGGUUCCCAGUGGCCGUAAGUGUUUUUGCAUGUCUACCUACAUAAGAGGUUCCCAGUGGCUGUAAGUGUUUGUACGUGUCUACCUACAUAAGAGGUUCCCAGUGGCUUAAGUGUUUGUACAUGUCUACCUACAUAAGAGGUUCCCAGUGGCCGUAAGUGUUUUUACAUGUCUACCUACAUAAGAGGGUCCCAGUGGCCGUAAGUGUUUGUACAUGUCUACCUACAUAAGAGGGUCCCAGUGGCCGUAAGUGUUUUUACAUGUCUACCUACAUAAGAGGGUCCCAGUGGCUGUAAGUGUUUGUACGUGUCUACCUACAUAAGAGGGUCCUAGUUGCCAUAAGUGUUUGUACGUGUCUACCUACAUAAGAGGGCCCCAGUGGCCGUAAGUGUUUUUACAUGUCUACCUACAUAAGAGGGUCCCAGUGGCCGUAAGUGUUUGUACAUGUCUACCUACAUAAGAGGGUCCCAGUGGCCGUAAGUGUUUUUACAUGUCUACCUACAUAAGAGGGUCCCAGUGGCUGUAAGUGUUUGUACGUGUCUACCUAUA
Messenger RNA from Pecten maximus, 4203 nucleotides. RefSeq names its product putative ankyrin repeat protein RF_0580. The record is from RefSeq and is a predicted model, not a curated record. Gene Ontology annotation, molecular function: protein binding. Lineage: Eukaryota; Metazoa; Mollusca; Bivalvia; Pectinida; Pectinidae. The coding region runs from base 64 to 960 and encodes 298 amino acids. The transcript has 6 exons.